This is a messenger RNA of Thermothielavioides terrestris NRRL 8126, 603 nucleotides long. RefSeq lists its product as uncharacterized. Lineage: Eukaryota; Fungi; Ascomycota; Sordariomycetes; Sordariales; Chaetomiaceae. The record is from RefSeq and is a predicted model, not a curated record. The transcript has 3 exons. The coding region runs from base 1 to 603 and encodes 200 amino acids.
AUGACGGCCCCGACACCGACUACUCAACAAGCCCGCGCCGCCCAAGCAUCCCACCCAGCCCAACCACCACCACCUCUCCCAAACCCAGACCGAAACCACAACCAGAACCAAGACGACCGCACCCCGGCACUCACCGCCCUCACAACCCAAAUCCAAACCAGGCUACUGACCGUCUACCGGGACCUCCGCCAGCUCCCCACCCUCGCCCAUCCCGAGAUAAUCCUGCACCCAGCCGACCGGGACCUGGUCCGGCCGCCGCGGCCGCCGCUGCGCGGGCUGGCGGCGGCGCAGCGACACGAGGAGGCGCUGGUCGCGGCGGCGCGGGGCACGCUUGUGAUGGACGUGUCGAGCGUCACGGUUGGGGAGGGGGGUGUGUUCGCGUGCGUGAUGGGGGUUUUGAGGGCUGGUGGGGACUGGAAUGGGGAUGGGAAUGGUUCUAAGGGGGAUGGGGAUGGGGAUGGGGAUGCACGACCAAAGCCGAGAGGCAAGAUCGCAGUCCCGUUCUGCGGGCUGUGGAGGUUCGACGGCGAGGGCAGGGCCGUCGAGCACUGGGAAAACGCUGCGGAUCCGGAGGCGCUGGCACAGUGGUUACGGGGGGAAUGA